ACCUGUCUGCCACCACCACCUGCACUACUUUUCCCCGGCUCUCUCUAAAUACUCCUGCUUGCUGCUUCUCCACCCUCUCCCUCUCCCUCUGACCGCGACCGACCUUGCUGCUCACUCGACUUUUAUCCGCUGACCCUGCUGCUUCACGAAUCCCUUCACUCUCUCGCCGGCCUGACCAUUCCUUUACGCAUUCAACCACCCCCUAGGACCCCUCUCCAAAACGUAUCCAUGCCACCUCUCUUGCAUAUACCGACUUCUGUCAUCGAACUCUGGCAGGCUCUAAUGUCUCUGCUUGACUCGUAUAUCAUCAUGCCCACUCUGUCCGAGGUCCUAUCUCCAACCCGACUGCGAUUACGGAAGCGUGCCCGCGACGUUGUCCCCCACUCCCAACGAAAUAUGCACGAUUUUCUGUUCGAUGUGAAGAGUACUUUCGAGGCCCCUCUGAGCUUGGACAGUCUGCUGGCUAUGUCUACACAGCUUCAGGAUGAAUUCCGGCAGAAACUCCAGUCCAGCACCGAAUGCAUGCUUCCCUCUUUCAGCCACACCUUGCCAACUGGUGACGAACGCGGCACCUUCCUUGCGCUGGAUGUUGGUGGUACCAACUUCCGCGUGGCUCUGGUGGAACUGAAUGGAAAAGACUCGACCACGAGCGGCAUGUGGAUGUCAAAGAUGCGAAGCUUCAGGAUCGACAAUGCAGUCAGGUCGCUUCCUGGUGCUGCUUUCUUUGACUGGAUGGCGGAGAAGAUCCAAGAGGUUCUCUCACAAUCGGACAUCCAGAACACUGCAGUUCUGUCAAUGGGCCUGUCAUGGUCCUUCCCUAUUGCACAAACAUCACAAAAAACUGGAACCAUACUGCCCAUGGGCAAAGGUUUCCGCGCCAGUGACGGUCUAAUUGGCAAAGACCUCAGCCUGCAGCUGAUGGAAGCUUGUCGCUCCAAGGAUCUUAACGUGCGCGUUGAGGCCAUCAUCAAUGACUCUUCAGCAACUCUACUCACUCGUGCGUUUGCAGACAACGCUACCAGGAUUGCACUCAUUCUUGGCACUGGCUUCAACGCCUCUGCACAUCUUCCCGUGAAUCUGUUUUCGCAAGAAAAGUUUGGCUCGCGUCCGGAGACGUGGCAUGAGAAAGCCGAAAAUGUUCUCGUCAACACUGAGCUUAGCAUGUUCGGCAAGACUGUCUUUCCCCUCACAAAGUGGGACGAGCAGAUCAAGAAGAAUCACCCAAAGCCCGACUACCAGCCGUUUGAGCACCUCAUUGCUGGUCGCUAUCUGGGAGAGAUCACUCGAUUGAUCCUUCUAGACGCCAUCAAGACUGCCGGACUGUUCGGUGGCGAAAUACCAGGAAACUUUUCCGAGGAACACUCGUUUGACACUGCCAUCAUGGCUGCUUUUGAAUCCGACGAGACCAAGCACCUCUCGACGGCCAGUGCCGCCUUCCUGGCUGCACACCCGCUGAAAUGGACGCCCAGCCACAGCGAACUACAUAUGAUCCGUCAAAUCUGUAGCCUAGUAACUCAUCGUGCUGCUGCGUUCCUCGCGACUGGCACCCAUGCGCUCUGGUAUCUCCGGACAACGGCCGAGGGACUCAACCCAGCCAAGUCCGGGCGCAUCUCCAUUGGCUGCAACGGCUCCGUCAUCGAACGAUACCCGUCAUUUAAGACGGUGUGCCAAACCUAUCUCGAUGAUCUGACUACCAUGUCAGGGGCACAGCCAAACUCGGUAAUGCUCGAGCCGGCCGUCGAGUCGGCCAUCUUUGGAGCGGCCGUGGCAGCAAGUUGUGAAGACUAGACGAAAACCUGCUCAAAUCAUCUAUAUCGACACGGACAAGUCGUAUCAUCACACAACAUCCAGCGACUUUGCAUAGGCCAAUCGGACACACGUCCUGCAUGCAUAUUCGA
Messenger RNA from Pseudovirgaria hyperparasitica, 1898 nucleotides. RefSeq names its product actin-like ATPase domain-containing protein. Gene Ontology annotation, cellular component: mitochondrion; cytosol. The transcript is spliced from 4 exons. The record is from RefSeq and is a predicted model, not a curated record. Gene Ontology annotation, molecular function: mannokinase activity; fructokinase activity; ATP binding. Lineage: Eukaryota; Fungi; Ascomycota; Dothideomycetes; Acrospermales; Acrospermaceae. Gene Ontology annotation, biological process: intracellular glucose homeostasis; glucose 6-phosphate metabolic process; glycolytic process. Bases 229 to 1788 code for a protein of 519 amino acids.